Megalops cyprinoides (Indo-Pacific tarpon) is the source of this 887-nucleotide messenger RNA. Its product is annotated as zinc-binding protein A33. NCBI's taxonomy places the organism in Eukaryota, Metazoa, Chordata, Actinopteri, Elopiformes, Megalopidae. The transcript has 5 exons. The coding region runs from base 39 to 887 and encodes 282 amino acids. Gene Ontology annotation, molecular function: protein binding. The record is from RefSeq and is a predicted model, not a curated record.
CUCAGUCCCAUUAGGAGAAGCUGGAAUGUUAAACAAUCAUGAAAGACACCAACAACAACUGCAAUAAAAGCCUCCUUGUUGACCAAAAGGAGAAGCUGAUUCAGGCCAUUAAACGAAUAAAGCAUGAGUCAGACGAGUGCUGGAACGCAGAGAGGGAAACUUACAUACAGUCAGUUGAAGUGGAGGAUAUCAAAGACCUCUUGAAAAGGUGCCAAGUCUCCUUUAUUCCCCCACCUCCAGUGAAUACAGAGAUUUUGUCUGGACAGUUUGUGGGCCCACUGCAGUACAGAAUCUGGAAACACAUGAGAAGCUCCCUCUAUCCAAACAUUUCCUCCCUCACGUUUGACCCCGAGACAGCCCACCCCCUGCUCUCCCUCAACUCGUCCUUCACGUCUGUGUGGUUUCAGGAUGACAAUGAGGACCCAGUCAAAGAGGGAGAGGACAGCAACCCCCGCCGCUUCAACUACUACUACUGUCUCAUGGCACGAGAGGGGUUCACGCAUGGCAGGCAUUACUGGGAAGUGGAGGUGGCUCGCAAGACAGCCUGGAGGGUCGGGGUGGCCAGGGAGGACGUGUGUAGAGGGGAAAUGGAUUCCUGCACUACAGCUAACGGCCUCUGGACCUUAGCGCUGAAGGGCGGCGUCAUACAGGCCUGCACCGACCCCCGCCCCACCCGCGUCCCCGUCUCCGUCCGGCCGGCGCGCGUCGGGGUUUUCCUUGACUGUGAGAAGCAGGAGGUUGCCUUCUACGACGCCGUCACCAUGAUGCCGCUCUUCGCCUUCUCCAUGGAAACCGUCUUGGUCCCCCUCCACCCUUUCUUCAACCCCUGCGACACGGACGAAGGGAAGAACACCGCCCCUCUGAACCUGUUUAGUCCGUCACUAUGA